CUCUAAAUUUGGCCCGAGUUCGUCGCCUUCCCUUCACACGUUCCUCUGUUCCUCUCUCUCCGCGGUUCCUGCGCCACAUCCCAGUUCGUCCCAUUGGCCUCGCAUUGUAUCCGAUUCCUGCAAGUUCCUUCCGUUUCUUUUCCCAAUCCAGAGCAUCGAAAACCGCGGCUUCUGCUGUCUUUCCCGUCGCGUGCACCCAAGAAAACCACCGGCCGGAAUCCAGAAAGUCGCCCGGCCUUCGUACGUUUCCCCAAUCCGGAGCCGCAACAAAGCGUUUAAAUUCCGGGAGCUCUCUGAUUUCUUGGAUUUUUUCCUCUUCUUCUGUUCUGUUGGGAAAGAGAACAGCGGUGCAAAAAGUUCUUUCUUGGGGCCGACAAAUGGGGAGGAGGAUGCGGCACGCCAUUGCCGCGCUCGGCGUCGCGUGCGCGGCUGCAGUCGUCGUCGCCGCCGCCGCCGACCGUGGGUUCUCGCAGGCCGCCGCCACCGAGGUGCAGCCGGAGGAAAUCAGCCUCCUCAACAAGAUUGCUAAUUUCCUGUGGCAGAGUGAUGGGAACUCGUACCACCACGUCUGGCCGCCAAUGGAAUUUGGAUGGAAAGUGGUGCUGGGAACAUUGAUCGGAUUCUUCGGAGCGUCAUUUGGGAGCGUUGGCGGCGUUGGUGGCGGCGGGAUCUUUGUGCCAAUGCUGACAUUGAUCAUCGGUUUUGAUCCCAAGUCAUCAACUGCUAUAUCCAAGUGUAUGAUCACGGGUGCAGCUGUCUCAACUGUGUACUACAAUCUCAAGCUGAAACAUCCGACUCUGGACAUGCCAGUGAUUGACUAUGACCUAGCACUGCUCAUCCAGCCUAUGCUGAUGCUCGGGAUCAGCAUUGGUGUUAUUUUCAAUGUUAUAUUCCCUGACUGGCUGGUCACAGUUCUCUUGAUAAUCCUUUUCCUAGGCACGUCAACUAAAGCUUUCCUUAAGGGUCUUGAGACUUGGAAGAAGGAGACCAUCUUAAAAAGGGAGGCUGCAAAACGGUUGGAGCAAACCAGUGAGGAACCAGAGUAUGCACCACUUCCUACUGGACCAGGUGCUGCAGCUGAUGUGAAAAUUCCAUCAGAUGAAGCGCCUUCACUUAUGAAGAACAUUUACUGGAGGGAGUUUGGCCUUCUCACGUUGGUGUGGCUAUCAUUCCUUGCCAUUCAGAUCACAAAGAACUACACUUCUACUUGCUCCACCUGGUACUGGAUCUUGAACUUUCUCCAGAUCCCGGUGUCAGUAGGAGUGACUCUGUAUGAAGCACUGGGCCUGAUGAACGGGAAGAGGGUGCUAUCAUCAAAGGGAGGUGAACAAACUACCCUGAAAUUUCAUCAGCUCUGCAUAUACUGCUUCUUCGGUGUCACUGCGGGGCUCGUUGGUGGUCUGCUAGGUCUUGGAGGUGGCUUUAUCAUGGGGCCACUGUUUUUGGAGCUCGGCAUCCCUCCCCAGGUUUCAAGUGCUACGGCAACAUUCGCGAUGAUGUUCUCGGCUUCCAUGUCUGUCGUGGAAUACUACCUCUUGAACCGGUUUCCAGUUCCUUAUGCUGUUUACUUUGUCGCUGUGGCGUUUAUUGCUGCCAUUAUCGGCCAGCAUGCGGUAAGAAAGUUGAUCAGUUGGUUAGGGAGGGCAUCCCUCAUCAUCUUCAUAUUGGCUUUCAUGAUCUUCGUCAGUGCAAUUUCUCUGGGUGGGGUCGGUGUCUCGAACAUGAUUCAGAAGAUCCAACGUCAUGAGUACAUGGGGUUUGAGAACCUCUGCAAGUAUGAUGCGUAGGAGGACCCAUGCAGGCUUAAUUAGAAGCAGUGAAUGACGUUGUGUGCAGUUAUAGACAAGCGAAGCCGGAAAUUAAUUGAAGUGUCGAUUCGUAAGGGUUGCCAAGAUUCAAAUCUUAACCCGUGUAAUGAGAAGGUAAUCUAGCCCCGCAAAAGCUCGGGAGGGGUGACCACUUGCAUUAUGAUUUGGGUCAAAUUCUGAGCAUACUGUACUUUUUUUUCUCCGUAUUCUAUUAUUUUCGUUUUGAAGUCAAUUCCGCGUGUAUCCUGUUGUAUUGUACCGAUCUUCUAACCGAUUUAGUAGAUCUGUCCUUCUGCCUGUGCAAAGUAUGAUCCUAGAUGUGCAUUUUGGUCCAAAAACCGUUCAGCCUGAAUGUUCCCAGAUAAUAAGUUGUAGAAGCCCUGAAGGCUGUGUUGUUAUUCUCA
Molecule: messenger RNA, 2212 nt
Organism: Brachypodium distachyon (stiff brome)
Lineage: Eukaryota; Viridiplantae; Streptophyta; Magnoliopsida; Poales; Poaceae
Product: sulfite exporter TauE/SafE family protein 3
Exons: 12
Coding region: 378-1787 (469 amino acids)
Biological process (GO): protein ubiquitination
Cellular component (GO): Cul4A-RING E3 ubiquitin ligase complex; membrane
Source: RefSeq, a predicted model, not a curated record